AUGGCUAGGAACACAAUCUUCUAUCAGUUUUUUACAUAUGUACUGGCAUUGAUGCUGUUUUAUAUGGACAUGGAAAUCCCCACAGCGAAGGAGUAUAUCGUAGCGGCUGAUGACUACUUCCAGGAUGUGGUCGAAACGUUGGACUCUUCCCAUGCUACUGAUAGGAUGUUCGAGUUGAAGGCGAAGACUGAGUAG
Molecule: messenger RNA, 195 nt
Organism: Perkinsus marinus ATCC 50983
Lineage: Eukaryota; Perkinsozoa; Perkinsida; Perkinsidae
Exons: 3
Coding region: 1-195 (64 amino acids)
Source: RefSeq, a predicted model, not a curated record